Molecule: messenger RNA, 845 nt
Organism: Stegostoma tigrinum
Lineage: Eukaryota; Metazoa; Chordata; Chondrichthyes; Orectolobiformes; Stegostomatidae
Exons: 2
Coding region: 190-597 (135 amino acids)
Biological process (GO): protein ubiquitination; modification-dependent protein catabolic process
Cellular component (GO): cytoplasm; nucleus
Molecular function (GO): ubiquitin protein ligase binding; protein tag activity
Source: RefSeq, a predicted model, not a curated record
CCUUCAGAAGGCGGUGGUGUGCAAUAUUUUAUUGUGUUAUGAGAUGGCCUUAAUGCUGUAAAGCACUUCUCAAUUUAUUAAGGGGAUUUGACAUGGAGCAAAUUGAGGAAGUUGUUUUCAGUCGCAAGCCAAUGAGUUCGUUUAGUACUUUUCUUCAAUCAGGCUGACCAAAAUCAAAAGUGAAACUGAAUGCACCAACGGUAUUUGCAAUUGAUCUUGAAAACUACGCACCAAAUAGAUUGCAAGUUCCAGUCUAUACAGACAGAUACAGGCCGGAAAAUGGGGAAAAUCUAUGAAGUAUUUGUGCUGGGAUUGAAAGGGGAAAGAAUAACUGUUGAUGUUUCACAAUCUGAGACAGAAUUUCACGCAAUGCCCGUUCACAAGUUUAAGGAGCUCUUGCUGAAGAAAAUCCCUGGAGGAACAGCCGGGGCAAACGAAUUGCGCCUUCUUUUUGCCGAAAAACAUUUGGAGGAUAACAAAACAUUCUCUGACUACAACAUCAAGGAUCAAUCAACAAUCCUUUUGGUGUUACGUCUGCCCGGUGGAGUGGUACAGAGAGAAGGUUUCGGAGGCCUUAUCAUACUGCUUAAAAAAUGACAUUCCAAUUACCUGAUGGAUCUGUCCAAUCGAACUCUGAAAACCCGAAAUCGCUAUGUUAUUCGAGGAAGCUGACAUUACCGAAAUGUUAACGUCACUGCGUGUUAAUUACUUUAGAAAUAUCUUUCAUAGCAUUAGUACGUAUGUGCUAUGAUAAAUCACAACUUGUAUUUUAACAUUGAGCCUGUAGAAGAGCUUGUUUAUUUGUUCUCUCCUCAUAAGUGAUCUUUUGUAUUCCUAAUAAAUUU